AUGGAUAAUAAUAUCAUUAGUGAAGAUGGAAAUAUACAUGAUCAAACACGUCGACCAUCAACUCUUACAGUACAACAAAAUGCCGAUAAUCAGAUGAUAGACAUUAUUGAUUUAUGUACACCGACUAUGGAUACUAAUAGUACAUCAUCACCAUCACUAACUCAUGUACAACGAUUCCCUAAUCUGGAACAUCGACUAUCUAUCUUACCUUGGUUUCCAUUCAAUCAACAGCAACAACAAGUACAACAAGCUUGUCCUUUAUUUGUCAACAUACCAUCACAUCAAUUGUCUGAAAAAGAAUUAAUUUUUCGACAAUUCAAUGUUUUUAAGCCAGCUUGCGAAAUCAUCAAUAAUGAUCUAAUAUUACCAUCAUUUCUACGUGAAAAAUAUCAAUUAUAUUUUGGUGAUCUUAUGAAACGUCUUAAAGUUAAUAUGGCUAUUAUAGAUUUUAACUAUACACGAUUAAAUGAAUAUAUUAGAAAAGUUUCAUAUGAACGAAUGUAUGUAUUUAAUCUGGUAUCGAAUCAUACGCUACAACUUGAUGAAAACGAAUAUCCUAUUGCUUUGGAAUUCUAUUUACAAUUCGAUAUUAAUAUGUUCUAUAUGAAAACAUGUGAACUACGAUAUGCACGUCCACGUACAAUGAAUGAAGGUCUCUUCUGUAUAGAAGAACCUGAAGCUAGUUAUGAAUUAUCAGAAUAUGGGAAUUGUGGUCUAUGUUAUCCAAACUAUGAUACAACAUAUCGAACAAGAAAAUCAAUUAUCGAAUUUAGUCGAGCACAUAAACAUACAUUUCUUAAUGGUUAUCAAACUAUCUUAAAUUGUUCUGCAUCAUGUCAUACUCAAAAUAUUAUUUAUGUAUUAACAUGUCCAUGUAAUGAAUAUGAUUAUAUUGGUGUAACAUCAGAAAGUUUACAUGAUCGUCUUAUAAAUCAUCGUGAACAUGGCAAUCGAAUCAUACAUGAAUUCUUAAUAGGUCAAGAUAACAUUAAACGUGAUUUACCAAGAUCAGGAAAAGCUAAUGAUAUCGUAACCAAAGAUCGUAUGAAAUUAUACCAACAUUCGGCUCGAUGUUCAGCUGCCAUACAAAUCUUUCUUGAUGCCAAUCGACAAUAUUGGCGUUUUAUACCUAUGACAUGUGAAGAAGCACAAACAUCUGGCGAAUAUAUGAUUAAACGAAGAAAUCUUUCCGAUGAACUCGAUUGGAAUCGACGAUCGAAACAUGAUACGUCGAUCUAUGUUGAAGCUGUUCCUCAACCACCGAAUGGAUACAUCUUUUCUAAUCGACAAGUUGCAUUACAAAUGGAGUAUUUCCACUAUAAGAAAGAUAUCAAUUUACCUAAUCUUGAUAUUGAUCUAUAUAAUGCGACAAUUGUUGCUGUUUUACCAGAAACAUCUACAGAAAUGUUUCGUUUACUAAUCGAAUCCUUGUUUAUAACUCAUGCUGACACAAAAUUGAAUAGCAUAGGAAAUAUGAUACGAGGAAUUGAUUUACCUGAUUUCAAUCCAUGGUUAAUACGCGGUGAUCAAUGGUGUCAAGGUUUAUUAAGACGACCAAAACCAAGACAUAGAAGUAAUCAAGAUAUUAUUCAAGAAUAA
Adineta steineri is the source of this 1599-nucleotide messenger RNA. The record is from the annotation of a GenBank genome assembly. Lineage: Eukaryota; Metazoa; Rotifera; Eurotatoria; Adinetida; Adinetidae.